Messenger RNA from Toxorhynchites rutilus septentrionalis, 9603 nucleotides. RefSeq names its product lariat debranching enzyme (gene ldbr). Gene Ontology annotation, cellular component: nucleus. The coding region runs from base 343 to 1959 and encodes 538 amino acids. Lineage: Eukaryota; Metazoa; Arthropoda; Insecta; Diptera; Culicidae. Gene Ontology annotation, molecular function: RNA lariat debranching enzyme activity. The record is from RefSeq and is a predicted model, not a curated record. The transcript is spliced from 2 exons. Gene Ontology annotation, biological process: mRNA splicing, via spliceosome.
UGGUGAAUUCCAACAAGAAGAAAAACCACUACUGGAGGCGAAUUAACAGAGAAGCUUGGUUCUGAGAGAAAGCAAGCAAGUGCAUCUCGGAGAUUCAGCCGUUUCUAUAUGUAUUCCAAAAUGCAGAGUGUACUUCAAGCCUAGCUUAGAGAAGAGUUUGUUUUUGUUUAAUUCUGCUUUAAACCGCUUCUUUACUGUGCAUUUGUGUUGUGUUCAAUAGUGUUCUUUUUCUUUGCAUCAAGCCGAGCCUUCAGAGUAUAGUUUUGUUUUUGUUGACUAUUUCAUUUGAUUAUAUCCUGUGCCAGAGUCGAAGUACAAAUAGUUAAUAUUUAAUUAGUCAAAAUGAUAAUCGCUAUCGAGGGUUGUGCUCACGGCGAGUUGGAGAAGAUUUACGACCUGAUUGAGAGCAUUCAGCAGCGAGAAGGAUACAAGGUCGAUCUUCUGAUCUGCUGCGGAGAUUUUCAAUCUACAAGGAACCUACAGGAUCUGCAGUGCAUGGCCGUUCCAAAGAAGCACUUGGAUAUGUGCACCUUUUACAAAUAUUACAGCGGUGAAAAAACUGCCCCGGUAUUAACCAUUUUCAUCGGCGGAAACCACGAAGCUUCGAAUUACUUGCAAGAACUUCCGUAUGGUGGUUGGGUGGCGCCAAACAUUUACUAUCUCGGGUAUGCUGGUGUAGUGAAUGUAAAUGGUGUUAAAAUCGCGGGAAUCUCCGGCAUUUAUAAGGGACACGAUUAUCUGAAAGGUAGAUUUGAGUUUUCUCCGUUCAAUGAGUCUACCAAGAGAAGUGUUUAUCAUAUUCGCCAAAUCGAUGUGUUCCGCUUGAAACAGUUGACGCCAAAGGUGGACAUUUUACUUUCUCAUGAUUGGCCUCGAGGAGUUACCAGUUAUGGAAACAAAAAGCAAUUGUUACGAUUUAAACCCGCAUUUCGAGAAGACAUUGAGGAGAACAAGCUCGGAAGUGCACCUUGUGAGGACCUGUUGAUGACUUUGAAGCCACCUUACUGGUUCUCAGCUCAUCUCCACUGUAAGUUUUCCGCGCUCAUUCCUCAUGGCGAUGGAAUGGUCACAAAGUUUCUGGCAUUGGAUAAGUGCUUACCCAAACGGAGGUUUUUGCAAGUGCUUGAUAUAGAAAAUCCCGAAGCAUCUCCUGGGAAGAAAGUGGAGCUUUGCUACGAUUUGGAGUGGCUCACGAUUCUUCACCUCACCAAUCAUUUGAUCAGUGUGAAGGGAAGCAAUGGAUACAUGCCGGGAGACGGCGGCGGAGAGCGGUUCAACUUCGUUCCUAAUGAGAUGGAGAAAAGGACUGUGUUGGAGCGGUUCCAAAAUGAUCUCCGCAUACCUUUGAAUUUCACACGGAUCACGGCACCACACGAUCCAAGCGCUGCGGCUGAUUUUGAUCUUGUGGAGCAGCCCAACGCCCUGCUGAAUCCCCAAACGACAGAUUUCUGCGACAAGCUGAACAUUGAUGAUCCCCUCCGGUUAGCCAUGCUCAUGAGUGGUCAUGAGCUCAACGUCUCAAACUACGUGGACCUGAGUCCGUUGACUGUUUCGGUUAGCCCGGAACGAAACGACGAUGAGCUGAUAAUAGAAGACGAUUCAUCCUCGAAUGAAGAGUCCAAUGAACCCACACAUUUGCUAGCCCGGCCCACGUUGUCAUCUAUUCUACCGAAACCCAAGUGGCGCCCUAAUUCUAGUUCAGACGAGUCUACGCUCGAUUCUUCCUCCCUGUCUACAUCGAAUCGCAGCGCUCCGACGCCCAAAAAGCAGGAUUUGAAUCUAUCGGACAAUUUCACUAUUGACGAUUUGAAUCUGUCGAGCCCUAAAGUUAUGCAUGUCGACGGUGCAUCCGCCGUCGUGGUUGAAGACGCAACGGUAGGUAAUGCCGAGGAAAGACCACCGAAUAAAAAGUUCAAGCGGCGGAACCAAGCGAUAUAUGCCAAGGAAGACAGUGAUUAAGGAAGCGCGGAUGAUCAGUUGUACAAAAGUGGUGUGCAUGAUUUGAGGGGAACGAUCAUCAGCUAUCAGCGAUAGUGAAUUGUAAAUUAUUGAUCAACUUUGCAAUACUCGUGGGAGGGACAAAUCACUUUGACGUCAGUAAUUUUAAACAUAAGAAAUUUUUUCAUUGAAUAAAUUGAAAAGUAUUCGUGAGAUUGCAUGUUUAUGCAUUAAUUUUCAGCCCCUCUACCAAUUCGGUACCGGGUUCGAUUAUGUGAGAUGAUGAAUAAAAUUUUGUAGAAAAAAAUAAGAUAGUUUAACCAACGGCGUAUAGUACAUUAAAUAGAGAACACAACAUGGCCUGAUUCUUGACCACUCUUUGUUUUUUGGGAGGCUUGAAACUUUGAGGCCUGAUUAACAAUUUUUCCCCAAUGAAUUCGGUUCGUGGCUAUCUCUCUCCAAUUCCGCGGGCACCCUGUGCUCACCAUGUCAUGCUUCACUUGGCCUGACCUUAUUGCUCGUUGCGCUCCUCGUCGUCUCGUACCAGCCGGAUUCCCGAUGAACACCAUUUUUGCAGGAUAGUUGUCCGACAUUCAUGCAACAUGUCUUGCCCAGCGUAUCCUUCCAGGCUUGAUCACUUUCUGGAUACUUGGUUCGCCGGUGAGUUGCGUGAGCUUGUGGUUUAUUAUUCACCUCCAUACGCCGUCCUCCUGCACACCGCCGAAGAUGGUUCUUAACACCCGUCGUUCAAAGAUUCCGAGUGCUCGCAGGUCCUCUUCGAGUAUUGUCCAAGUCUCGUGCCCGUAGAGGACGACCGGACUUAUUAGCCGUUUAUACAGGGAACAUUUUCACGACUGUUAGGUCUGUUUGACCUUAAGUGUUUGUGGAGGUUAUAGUAGGUAAGACUCCGAUUGAUAAUGCGUCUCCGGAUCUCGCGGCUGGUAUCAUUGUCAGACGUUACCAUUGAUCCAAGGUAGACAACUUGGCCCACUACCUCGAACGCAUCGCCGUCGAUCAUUUACACUACUACCUAAUCGGGUCCUGUCGUGCUCGGAUCCGGAAGCCAGCAUGUAUUAGGUUUUAGACAAAUUGAUUUUCAGUCCAAUUCUCUCUGCUUCGAGCUCAAGUCUGAUGUAAUGUUCAGCUGCCGUCUCAAAUGUUCUGCCGACAAUGUCUACGUCAUCAGCGUAGCCAAUGAAUUGACUGGAUCUAUUGAAGAACGUACCACGCAAGUUAAACGCUGCUCGUCCCAUAACACCCUAUAGCGCAAUAUUGAACAGUAGUCAAGAGAGACCAUCGCCUUAUCGAAACCCCCUACGGGACUCGAAUGAAUCAGAUAAUCCACCCGAUAUUCGCACUCAGCACUGUAUUCCAUCCAUCGUAGCCUUAAUCAGUCUUGUCAGCUUCACGGGGAAGCAGUUUUCGUCCAUGAUUCUCCAUAGCUCUUUUCGUGUUAUUGAAUCGUAUGCGGGUUUAAAGUCGAUGAAUAGAUGGUGCGUAGGGACUUUGUACUCACGGCAUUUCCGGAUGAUCUGCCGCAAGGUGAAAAUUGACUGACCUUCGAUGAAGCCGGCCUGAGAACCUCCCACGAAUCUGUUUGUCAGGCGCGAUAGCCGACGGAAGAUCAUUUGGGAAAGCACUGUGUAGGCGGCAUUCAGGACGUUAUCGGUCCACGGUGCACGAAAGUUUUCACAUUCUAGUUUGUCCCCUUUUUUGAAGAUAGGGCAAAUAACCGCUUCUUUCCACUCCUGCGGUAGUUGUUCUGUUUCCCAAUUUCUGGCAAUCAGCCGAUGCGGAUAACUAACCAACUUUCGUCAAGUUCAUAGAAUUCUGUACAAACCGAGACGGAAAAUUAAUGCUCACAUCUGUUGGUAUUGGUGCUUUCAAACCAUCUGGCGUUUAGCUGAGAAGAACAUGGACUGCUAUAAAUUGAUGUUGAUUUACACAAAAGUAACUACUCCUUCGUUCAAUGCAGCAGUUCUUAUCGUUACAUUUCACUACUUGCAAAAGGUCUUGGCAUGUCCUUACGUGACGAGCAAACUACUCGGCUUAAUAUUGUACUAAUUCUGCUUCGUCAAUUUGGAAGUUUUCGGACCUUAUAUAUUCUGCUUUGACGGGAUAUUCAUCGAUCGCUAGGUUAUUCCAUAAAUCAGCUUCAUACGAUUCAUACUAAAAAUGCAUACUGCAUAUUAAAAAUGUUUUGUUUCCAAUUCCGGGUCCCUUGUUUUGAGUUUUACAUAUAAGUUGCAUAUCGGGUCCCUUAUGAUCACGAAUAAGUAUUUAACCUACCGGGAAAGAGGGACAGUCCGACUUUCAACUCAGUUGAAUGCACUGCGUGCUGGAGAAUUUGUAGCAACUAAUAUUGCAUCAAGAUUCAAUUGAUUGAAAUGAUAAAUCGAAAAUAUAUAUGACCUUUUUAAAAUAAGAGUUCUCGUCUGGUACUUCAUCCACAUUAAUUAUGGUUUCCUUAAGAUAUCUCUGCACUUGCUUAAAGUGAAGGUGGAACGAAGCCACAAAUGGCUGUCACAAUGGCGCUCACUUCUUUCAUCUCCCUCCCUCACCCCUCGCCCGAUAUGCAAAAAAAUCAAUAAAUUUGUAUGUAGAAAAUGAUCGUUUUCGCACACUUCCCAUCAAGUAAUAUUAACCAAACUCUAAUCGAUUACUAACGAGAUAUUAAAUUUUCAUCUGACGUCGCAAUGUAUAAUGAAAAACGUCGGAAAACUGGAGCUAGUGCUCUGAAAGAUAAAUUUUUAUUUUUCAGUUUUCCGCAAUGGUUUUGUUUGUAUUCGGAGAGCAUCGUUAUUUUUUCGACACUGAUGCCAGACAACAUCAUCGAAACAGCUAUAACAAACACUCAAUAAAAUGUUAUCCCUAAGUCAUAGCGUUUCAUGUCAUGAAAAUCAAUAAAAUAAAAUUGUGUUGAUGUCAAUACAAUUAUUAUUUUUACGUUUAAUGGGUCUAUAAUGAAAAUCUUAGCAACUUUAACAUUCGUUAAGAAAAUUGUAUUGCAGAGCUCGGAACACAGCUGCACAUGCCUUCAAAAAUAGUAAACGGAAAAGUAUUACAUUCAAUCAAAACGCCUCGGCCAACGAAGAGAAGGGUUAAUGCUCUCCAACAUGUAUAUGUGAAAACGAUCAACGAAGGAAAAUUUUAAAGAAUUAAAGAAUUAUCAACAUCGAGUUACUGUGCGAAAGAAUUUGUUAAUACCAAAAGAGCCCCAUUUCGCAUGUGUUAUAAAUUUGCUCAUACGCUCGCAUAUAAUCAGAAUUUUUCUUCAUAUGCAAAUUCACCUUCUAUAUAUAUUUAUAUUUGCAAUUGUUCAUCGGAACACAUCGUUCAUGCAUUUUACUUCAGUAUUGAAUUGUUAUUUUCUUCAAAUGUAUUCUAAGACUCGUGUCAGUGAAGCGCCACACAGUCUGAUAAGGGAAUUGAUCUAUUUACGGGUGCUUUGCUCUUCUCUCACAAAUACUAUUAUCCCAUUUUUACACGUGGUUUUACCUAUACUACUACAAUGGCUUCCUUCCACCUUCACGAACCACCUUAAGCGAACUUCAAUGUCUAUAUACCAUUGAAUGGACCGAAUGGACAGUUAAAUACUUGUUUGAAGAAUCAUAGGUGGACAUAGGCUUCGUUUUGUAAUUUAUGAGAAACAAGCAUUUAAAAAACUGGUAUUUUGGAGCAUUGUCACGUCGCAAAAAUGAAGCAUAUAUUAGUUUAUCAGAUGAACCUAAGUUCAAACAUUGUUAUACCUGGGUUUUAUUAAGCAAGGUUGGUAAAUGACUGGACUAAGCGUACUAUCGGUACUUCACGUACCUGCAGGCAUAAAAUAGACCCCAUUCGUGGUCCUUAGCUUUCUGUCCAGUAAGUCCUAUCCGGUGCCGGCUGGGGUACGAGUAACCAUAGUGAAGAUCGGGUAACCAACCCCGGUGGGAUCUUGGUCAUAUGCCGACGGGAAAAGGGCCUCUACGAGCGUCUGCUCACCAUGGAGGUGUGGCCCAAAACAGCGUUUGUUCCUCAUGUCAGAGGUGGCUGAUCACUGUCUUCAUGCCAGCGGGGAUUCUAGAAAGAGUUGUGCACGACGAUCCUGCGGCGAAACAGGGGGUUGGUGCACCCAUUCGUAAAGAUGAAACGCACAGGAAAAUUCAUAAAGAAAUUCGAGACAGGAUAAUCGGACUAGCCUCACGCAAAGAACACGGACUAGAGAUUGGAAACUCGGAACAUGGAACUGCAAGUCUCUCAAUUUUCUUGCGAGUACCCGAAUUCUUUCGGAAGUAUUGAGAGCCCGCAAUUUCAUCAUCGUAGCGCUGCAGGAGGUGCACUGAAAAGUUCGAUGGUGCGAUCGUUCCAAGGUGGGUCUAGCAUCCACCAGAGCUGCGGCAACACAUACGAACAUACGAGCUUCCAUGUUUAUGGGGGAGAUGCAGAAACGGGUGAUUGACUGGUGGCCGAUCAAUAAAAGAAUGUUCAGAUUGAGGGUGGCCUCGCAUCUUCAAUGUCAGCAUUAUUAACGUCCACAGCCCCAUCUAGCUGUCGAAUAUUGUAGGCGCAAUGCCCAGGCCUCGGAACGAGAGCGAGCACGUUUUCCUUCCUGGUGUUUUCCUUCAAAUAUGUAUUCGAGUGUCUUAUGGUCAGUUAGUACCGUGAUGCGUAUUCCGAAUAAAUACAAAUAAAAUUUCUCGGCUGCCCAAACGACGGCUUAUGCCUCGCGUUGGGUUUGCGGGUACACUCCUCCUGUCUUUGUAAGGCCUUAUGACACGAAGCGGAUUAUCCUUGGCUGGUUCAUACUAUUCCUUUUGACUAAAACCGCUCCAAGGCCCACCUCCGAUGCGUCCACGUAAUGCUCUGUCCGGUCCUUCGGAUAGCCGAAACUUCAGGAUGCCAGAAUUAGCCGAUAUUAUAAUGUGAACACACACUUCGUUCGACGGUUCAACACGUAAUGAAUUUAUUUUUCGAAAUCUUUUUAUUACAGGUUCCUACGGGAGACACUUGAAGCAUUGAUUCAUUUAGAUGCUAUGUAUACGAUCACCAAUCAGCGAUCGGUGAACAUGCGAAAGGGGACACUUUUGUUUUUCGCGAAAACGCUGACGGCCUUUGUGCAGGCGAAUUUUCAAUUAUGUGUCGGUUAGUAAUAACAGCAUUUUCCCACCGAUGUAGUUUGUCGAAUGUGCAAGUUUGGAAAACGUGGGAAUGACAUGUGGAAUGCACAUGUUAUACUGGCUAGCAUAUUCCAGUUUUUUCUCAAAAACCCUGGCGUUGCUAGACACCAACUUCUCCCAGUCAUUCUCGGUAACGGUGUUGAUUGUUGCCCCAGAAUCAAUCAAAAAUUCAGUUGGAAGUAGGUCAAAAAUCCCACGAUUGUUCCAUCAUUCUGUGUCUUCACCUAGCAAAAUAAGUGAUUUGAAAAUACUAUUAGUGUUUGCUUAUUUAUUCAUCGCUUAAUUCAAUAAGAUUUAACUUUUACAGUUUUUGUAUUAAUAGUAUCGGGUUUUAGAUAACUUAUUCUGGUUAGCUGUGCACUUUCUUGCAAAGUAGCCCACAUCGCCGCAGCUGUUGUAUGUAGUAUUUCGGGCAAUGCAGUUUUCAGAUUCUCGUUGGUGCCGUCAAGAUCCACACUGGCUACAUUCUGUUCAUCCUCUGCCUUCCCAUUUUCGCUCGCACUAAACCGGUCGUGUGGAAUGUCUACUCCUUGGCAUUAUCUUCCUUGCCCAUUCUUGCUUGACCACUGCUAUGGCUCCAUUUUUAGAUCUAGAUGGAUGCGUUUUUCACCUUCUACUUCAAUAAAACCUUGCGGUUAAUCGCAUAGUUCACGAUCCCAUCCAGAUUCAGUGUACUUUCGAGGCAUGCGGCGUACGCAAUCUCAGCAAGUAGCGAGUGAAUGUCUCACCAGCGGCCUGGCGGAGAGAAAUAAAAACCUCCAGUUCUACUCUUUCGUUACGUUUUCCCACGAAAUAAGGACGAAAUAUUCUAUAAGAUAAUUUUCAUAAUGGCUUAUGAAGCCACCUUUAAAAUGGCAACAAAUUUUACAACAAAUCGGUGCAUAUUUGACCCAAAUCGGACAAUCCGAAACAUCUUAACACAUUAAGUACCGCACGUUUUGGGGCAAACUUGUACGCUUCAUUUGUUCGGAUUCCACGAAUGAGAUCGUUUCCAUCGGUGUGGAUGAGACGAAGACGAGUCAUCGGUAGGUCUUGUUAGAUUCUUGACAGACCAAGGAUUUAACCAUCAAGUGUACAAAACACGGGUUAUUUCGUGAUCCAUCCGUAAUAGACGGAACGCGAAACACGAGAAAACUCGUGAGCGGUCCGCAAUGUUGUAACCCGCGACGCCGGGGGAGCGCGCGAGCCCGUCGCUACCGGGGAAUUUGCGCAGAUAAGCGGUCGGCUUAAGCGCCACUCCCGUGAGGGAGACCGACCGCCGUGUUAUUUUCCUUGCCCGGCAAUGAGACACCCACUGAGGGCGGGUUUGUCCUUUUCUCCUCACAAACCCGGUUAGCUUCGCGACUUUUUUCCUGCACUCUCGGGAGAACCCGCGAUAUCGUUUGUCCACGAGACGUAAUGCAGACACAAGGAAGUCUGGGUCGAUCCCACUGACUACCACUUAUGCUGAGGUCUCCUCACUGGACCUACUAAUAAUGAUCUUCCCCUCAACUUCAGAGCUCGCUUCGGAGCGUAGGAGUGAGAGUGGAAGUAAACAAAAAAGGAGUCUCCACCCUGACUCGUGACCUAAUUAACACAAAAAGAAGAGUGAACGGGUUCGUCGGUGUUUAGGCCACCGCGAGCCAGUAAAUACACAUUUGUUUCUUAGACCUUAACAUAUAAAUCGAACGGAAAAGUUUAUUUUACACUACAUUAAAUAUCAAAACAUCUCUCACAACAUUCUCAAUCACUUAAAUCAAUUAGCUUCAUCAACACUUCUCUUCUACAUUGAACAUUUAGUCAAUCAGGAAAGAACAUCCAUCAACAUAGAAAAUUUAUUUACUCUAAGAACAUUAAUCAAAUUUCAUUACUCUACUCUAAUUUUCCUCCCAAGUCUCGAUCUCAUCACAUCUAGGUUGAGAAGACGGCGCGCUUGCUAUUUACUCCGUUAGGCUAUUCAUGAAUGGCUUCGCUUAUAGCGAUUGAAAUUACACAGUCAUAUGGAGUGAGCUCUCCACUGCAUGCAUUAUUUGUGUGUGUAUGGCUUUGAAUUGUGUGGCUUUCGUGGUUAGUAGCUAUUUAUAGCGUUUUGCUCAAUAUCACUUAUCCUACAUGCGCAUGUUAAUAAUGGAUAAGGAAAAAAGGUACUCACUACCAUGGAUUUAUGUGAUUCGCUACGUCGACGGGUUCUACUCCUAGCUGGGCGUGCGAUGAGCGGUCCUAACUUCCGGUUUACGCCUGUUGCGGCUGCCAGUAUUGUUCGCGCAGCGCAGUCUUCGAACCAGGCGGAAAGGUUUGAGCCUUGGCUGGAUUUUUGGUCAAUUCCAACGUUGACUCCGUGGGGUCAGUAGCGGCGCUUCCUAAAGAGGUUACACGAAAAGCACACACAAGAACCAUUCAAAAUUACGCCACAUGAGCCAAACCACAAUGCCAUUCUUACCUCCGGAUGUAUUUAACGGAUGCACGGGAGGGUACAACUUCAACUUUGCCUAAAUCUAUCGACUAUCCAGCUAACAAAAUUUGAACAAAA